UUAGGCGCGGCUAAAGGAUUGGUUUUCGCCUCUCUUCUGGGAGCAGCAAAUUGAAGAAGCCUCUGCUUGGCGGCACAUGGCGCUGUGGCUCAGAUGAGUGUUCACUGAACUGCUCUUGGCUGAGCCUUGCAGCUGACGUUCGGGGGUCCCAGGCCAGCACUGGGGAACUCAGAGACCCCAGCCACCACCCGUCGGUCUCCCUGGAAUCCUCAGCACCAUGGUCUUCCUUUGGCUCCUGCCCUGCUUUGCCCUCGUGGAGGCCACCUAUGACUGCGGGGUCCCCGCCGUCCCUCCUGUGCUGAGAGGCCUGGCCAGGAUCAUCAGCGGCGAGGACGGUGUCCCUGGCUCCUGGCCCUGGCAGGUGUCCCUGCAGGACAAAACCCGCUUCCACUUAUGCGGGGGCUCCCUCAUCUGCCCGUGCUGGGUGGUCACCGCUGCCCACUGUGAGGUCAAGACGACUGACGUGGUGGUGCUUGGGGAGUACGACCUGAACUCUGCUAAGGAGGACGUGCAGGUCCUGCGGAUCGAACAGGUUUUCAUGCAUGCCAACUUCAGCUCUGAGACAGCAAACAACGACAUCACCCUGAUAAAGUUGGCUACGCCCGCCCGGUUUACUGAGACUGUGAACCCUGUAUGCGUGCCCUGUGCUAUUGCCCACUUCCCCCCUGGAACCCCGUGUGUCACCACUGGCUGGGGCAUGACAAGGUUCAACCCUCCUGAGACCCCCAGCAAGCUGCAGCAGGCAGUCCUGCCCCUGCUGUCCACUGAUGACUGCAAAAAUUACUGGGGCGACCUGGUCACUGAAAAGAUUAUCUGCGCCGGGGCCAAUGGCGUCUCCUCCUGCACACAGGGCGACUCUGGGGGCCCCCUGGUGUGCCAGAUGGAUGGAGCCUGGACCCUGGUAGGCAUCGUGUCCUGGGGCAGUGAUACCUGCUCCACCUCCCUUCCCACCGUGUACACUCGCAUCACUGCACUGCUUCCCUGGGUUUUGGAGAUCUUGACACAGUAUCCUUGCACUCCCUUCUCCAGGGAUCCCCAGUAAACCCUUGUAUUCAGAAA
This is a messenger RNA of Chinchilla lanigera (long-tailed chinchilla), 1059 nucleotides long. RefSeq names its product chymotrypsinogen B-like. The record is from RefSeq and is a predicted model, not a curated record. The transcript is spliced from 9 exons. Gene Ontology annotation, molecular function: serine-type endopeptidase activity. Lineage: Eukaryota; Metazoa; Chordata; Mammalia; Rodentia; Chinchillidae. Bases 218 to 1042 code for a protein of 274 amino acids. Gene Ontology annotation, biological process: proteolysis.